Molecule: messenger RNA, 2277 nt
Organism: Nerophis lumbriciformis (worm pipefish)
Lineage: Eukaryota; Metazoa; Chordata; Actinopteri; Syngnathiformes; Syngnathidae
Gene: parp2
Product: poly (ADP-ribose) polymerase 2
Biological process (GO): protein poly-ADP-ribosylation; double-strand break repair
Cellular component (GO): nucleolus
Molecular function (GO): NAD+ poly-ADP-ribosyltransferase activity; zinc ion binding
Source: RefSeq, a predicted model, not a curated record
UGAUACUGUGUUGGUAGUUUAUGAUAAAGUAAUUUUUAUUACGGUCAUACUUAACCAUAUAUCGAAUUGUUAAAGUGACAUGCGCUUGGAUUUCACGCUUUUUCUCCCUUCCUCCUGAACGUCGUGUAUUCUAUCUUUUAUUGACGAUCUCUCUCUGACGUCACCGGGCAACCAGGAAGUGUAUGCUUUCCCGCCCUCUCGAGAUACUGUUUUUUGUUUUCACUGCGUAUUUAUAAUUUUAUGAACAAUGACGAGGCGGACAAGAAGUUCUAAAAGCAAAUCGUUGCUACAAAAUGAAGAAGUCCAGUCUCACAAAGUGUGGCAGUGGCAGGGAGAUGAAGGUCAAUGGGAACCGUACUCAACAUCCGACUGUGCCUUGCUGGACUCCGCUGUCACCUCAGGGAAAACCUCCAUCUCUCUGACUUUGGGCUCAGGGGCGCCUUAUGAGGUGGACCUGAAGAAGAUGGUCCAAAUCAAUCCUGUCAGCAAGUACAAGAGAAAGAUUCGCUCCCAGCCGGCGAAAACAGGAGGAGGUUCUGACGACAAAGGUGACACGAGCGCUCCUAACGGUGGUCCAGUUGAAGUCAAAGAAGAAGAGGAGGAGAGCGAGGAGCGGCCAGCUGCGACAAGCAAGAGGAAACGAAGCCAGAGCAAGAGCGAAGGGAAAUCUGAUAAAAGGCUAAAAGAAGAAACACAGAGUGAAGAAGUUGUGAAGACAGUGGUCAUGAAGGGAAAAGCUCCGGUGGACUUGGAGUGCCAGAAGAAGCUUGGAAUGGCUCAUGUUUACUGUGAAGGAGAGGACGUUUACGACGUAAUGAUGAACCAGACCAAUCUUCAGUACAACAACAACAAAUAUUACCUGAUCCAGCUGCUGGAGGACGACGCCUCCAAGGCGUUCAGCGUGUGGAUGAGGUGGGGCAGAGUGGGCAAAGUGGGUCAGAACAGCCUGACGCCGUGCAAUGGAGAUCUGCAGAAAGCCAAAGAUAUCUUCAAGAGAAAGUUUUUGGACAAGACCAAGAACGAGUGGGAACACAGAGCAAGCUUUGAGAAGGUGGCUGGGAAAUAUGACAUGGUCUACAUGGACUACAGCACAAGUUCUAAGGAUGAGAAGGAGACCCUGCCAGUCGCCGAAGUGCCAGAGAAGAAAAUCUCCAAGCUGGACAUAAAGGUCCAGUCUCUGCUGGAGCUCAUCUGUGACCUCAAAGCAAUGGAGGAGGUUGUGCUGGAAAUGAAGUUCGACACUCGCAAAGCUCCCCUUGGAAAGCUGACUUUGGAGCAGAUCAGUGCGGGCUACACGGCGCUAAAGAGGAUUGAGACGUGCUUAAAGCAUAAAGACCGCGCCCGUGAGCUGGUGGAAGCCUGCAACCAGUUCUAUACCCGCAUCCCGCACGACUUUGGACUGAAAACGCCGCCCAUUAUUCGGACAGAAGACGAGCUGAAGAAAAAAAUUGAGCUCUUGGAGGCCUUGAGGGACAUUCAGAUCGCAGUCAAAAUGGUCCAGAGCAGCGAUAAUGGUGAUGAGCAUCCUCUGGACCGACACUACAGCUCCCUCAAAUGCCAGCUGAACCCUCUGGACCCCGUCAGCCAAGAAUACAAGGUGAUUGAAAAGUACUUGCAGUCCACUCACGCCUCCACACACGCUGACUACACCAUGAGCGUGCUGGACAUCUUUGCUGUGGACCGAGACGGCGAGACAGCCCACUUCACGUCACAAAUACAUAACAGGAUGCUGCUGUGGCACGGAUCUCGCCUCACUAACUGGGUCGGCAUCCUCAGCCAGGGGCUCCGAGUGGCGCCGCCCGAAGCUCCCGUCACAGGUUACAUGUUCGGUAAAGGCAUCUACUUCGCCGACAUGUCAUCGAAGAGCGCCAACUACUGUUUUGCCAGAAACCACAACCAAGUCGGUCUGCUGAUGCUCUGCGAGGUCGCCGUGGGAGACAGUAACGAGGUCUUGGACGCCAACUACAAUGCCAACAACUUGCCGGCUGGAAAACACAGCACCAAGGGUGUAGGACAGACCGGACCCAACCCCAAAAACUCUGUGGUUCUGAACGGCAUGACGGUGCCAAUGGGUCCGUGCGUGAAGACGGCGGCAGUGGCGGGCAGUGGGAGCGUUUACUCGCUCCUCUACAACGAGUUUGUCGUCUACAACCCGGCCCAGACGCGCAUGCGCUACCUGUUGCGCAUUAAGUUCAACUACUCAUCGCUCUGGUGACGGAUGAUACUUUAUUUAACAUCAUGUAGGCACUCUCAGCAUUACAUGGGCUAUAUGACGUG